Capsella rubella is the source of this 548-nucleotide messenger RNA. RefSeq lists its product as uncharacterized. The transcript is spliced from 4 exons. The record is from RefSeq and is a predicted model, not a curated record. Gene Ontology annotation, molecular function: acid phosphatase activity; inositol phosphate phosphatase activity. Bases 234 to 548 code for a protein of 104 amino acids. Lineage: Eukaryota; Viridiplantae; Streptophyta; Magnoliopsida; Brassicales; Brassicaceae.
CAGUUAUGACAUCCAAAUCUGUAGUAAAGCCUAUGGCAAGAGUCGCAUUAAAGCACUGGACUUGCAUUUAUUAUCAUACUAGGAGUCAUUACAUUAUUCGGUAUUAAGGAAAGCAUUCGGUUACACAAAACCAAAGAAAAGAAAGGAGAAACGGUGCCUUAUAGCACAAGGAAGAUUGUUGUCACCAAAUCAGAAUCAUCAUCAAAAGCUGCAGCUCUUCUUCCUUAACCCUCAUGGAGAAGCAUUUGAUCAAAAUGCCACACUCCUGCAGUUUUCACACAGGUCACAUGAGGAUCGUUGCGUAUUUUAAAGAAGCAUCAUUGCUUAAUAUAACUAAUCAAAGUUGUGAACUCUUCACGCCAUCAGAGGUUGCUUUGCUGGAAUGCACAUAUGAAUUGGAAGUGUUUAUCCUCAAAGGUUAUGGCAUCUCCUUGAACUACAAAAUGGGAGUUCCAUUGCUAGAAGAUGUUUUGCAUCCGAUGGAAGAAGAAGCUAUCAAGGCCCGGGAAGGUAAUCUCAAACUCGAAACCAAGAAAAUAUGUUUAUAA